Molecule: messenger RNA, 582 nt
Organism: Spinacia oleracea (spinach)
Lineage: Eukaryota; Viridiplantae; Streptophyta; Magnoliopsida; Caryophyllales; Amaranthaceae
Product: em-like protein GEA6
Exons: 2
Coding region: 138-401 (87 amino acids)
Biological process (GO): response to abscisic acid
Cellular component (GO): cytosol
Source: RefSeq, a predicted model, not a curated record
UUUAUGCUCAUAAUAAAAAAACUGGAGUACUAUAUAUAGAAAGAAACUAGGUAGGUUUUAAUUAGCAAGUGUAUCAAAAACAAAAAAGUAUACUAAAAAAGGAAAGCUAAUAAAACAGAGAGUUCGAGUUUUAAAAAAUGGCGACGAGACAACAGGGAAAGAAAGAAGAGUUAGACGAAAGGGCGAAGAAAGGAGAAACUGUUGUGCCUGGUGGUACAGGUGGCAAGAGCGUUGAAGCCCAGCAACACCUAGCUGAAGGAAGGAGCAAAGGAGGGCAAACAAGAAAAGAACAGCUAGGCACAGAAGGAUAUAAGGAGAUGGGCCGUAAAGGUGGCCGGAGCACCGGCGACAACGACCCAGACGAAGGCGGUGACGACGUCGACGAUGAAACCACGGUCUGAUCGAGCUAAUCAACUCCUCCCACUAGUCCAAAUGUAGCUAGUACGUACUGUAUCUCAUAAAUAAUAAGGUCGUAGGUCAUCUUUUCAGAAAUGUAGCUACUAUAUGUAAUACGAAGUAUAUUACUCUAUAGAUAAAAAAAAAAAAAAAAACUAUGAUACUAUGUGUAACAUAUUAUAUGUA